ACGAAUAAAUGUAUUAGCCAGCUAUUACUUCUGGGACGGUUGUCGCCGUGGUAACAGGCUGUCAAGCUCCGUUAUUAUACAAUUUUGUGUGGUAUCAAGCUGUAAACACAUUUCCCACCGCUGAUUUUCGCAGAUGUAGGCGCCGCUCAUGAUCCUUGGAUGGAGGAGCCGUCAGCAGUGACCCCCCCGUGCUGCAGGUGAUAUAGGAAGGCAGUGACGGCCUGGCCGAAUCUAGCACAGGACUGCCUCAAAAAGAUGAAGAAAAUCUUCAAUUUUACCAAGAAAAAGAAGCAUGGCACCCCUGACAACGGGAGCGUGCUGUCUGCCGGCUAUGACCUGAAAGACAAGGACCUCGGGAAGAUACAUAAGGCAGCUUUGCAGGCUGACCUGGCAAAGCUGAGGCAGCUUGUAAAGAAGAAUGAUAUCAACCAACUGGACAAGGACAACAGAACUGCUCUUCAUAUCGCUUGUGCCUCCGGUCAUGUGGAAGUGGUCCAGUUCCUUGUCGAGAAUAAAGCCAAGCUUAACCUAUGUGACAAUCAAAACAGAUCCGCCUUAAUGAAGGCAGUGCAGGGCCAGCACGAACGCUGUGUGAGCAUUCUGCUGGAGAAUCACGCAGAGCCCAACGUGGUGGACGUCAAUGGCAACACAGCCUUGCAUUUAGCUGCAAACAUCCCAUCCAUAUCCACAGCGGUGUUACUGCUGCAGCAUGGAGCUGAAAUCGACGCACAGAAUAAGGAGGGCUUCACCCCUUUGGCUGUAGCAGUCCGUGAAGACCACAUAGAGAUGGCAGAGUUUCUUCUGAAGGAGAGUUCUGAUGUGAACUCUGUGGACCAGGAUCAAAGAUCACUGCUGAUGUUAGCUGCUGGAAAUGGACAGAUCAGUAUGGUGAAGCUGCUGCUGCACUUUGAUGCAGACAUCACACUCAAGGACGCCAAAGGACUUUUAGCAGAUAACUAUGCUGCGAUGAACGGCCAUCAUCCCUGUUCCCUCCUGAUCAUAGAACAUGGAACCCAGAAGACCAAUGGGGCUUCAGCGUCUCAACGAGGUCAGAAGACAAAGAAGAGAACAACGUUGGCCAGCUCCUCCCACGAUGUAGAAGCAGGCUUCUCUUUGGGAGGACCAGCCAUUGACAAAGAGGAGCAUGGAGCAAAUGAAGCAGGGGGAGACUUUGAGGAUAAUUCUCAGUCAGAGUCCUUAAGUCGACUUUCAAAAAGUGCUGCUGAUGAAUGGCCCUCAUCGGAGGAAGAGGAUGAAUCUGCUUUAGUUGACAAGAGAGGGCUCAAAGUAAAUCUGAGCAAAAUGAUUGAAUCCAAAAAAGGGAAAGCUGAGAAAAAACGGCAACAUUCAAGCUCCCAGGAGGACAGCUCAGUCGGGGAAAACUCUGAGGAAGAAGAGGAUGAGGAAGAAGAAGAAGAAGAGGAGGAGGAGGAGGAGGAUGAAGAAGAAGAAGAAGAGGAGGAAGAUGAAGAAAGUGAAGAAGAGGAGGAGAAUGAAGAAGACGAUCCGGUUGUUGACAAAGUCAAUGAUGCUGCUGUUGUCCACGGUGACCCCAGCACUUCUGAAGGACUAACAGCUUCUGUUUCUGGGGUUCUCGACGUCGGUCUCGGUCCUGAGCCAUCAGGGGGGGGCAAGCAUGAAAGAGAUGACGAGAAAAAGGCCAAAGCAGAUGCCGAAGACACGGACCUCCCUGGAUUAGGUAGAAUUUCUGUUGUUCCAGCAACGCUCUCUGUCGUGGGGGACUGCAUCGUCUCUGCCAUCAGAGUAGAAUCCAAGUUUUCUGAUGAAGAUGAGAGCCCCGGAAAGGACAUUCUACGAUUAACUGGUCAAAGCAUAAACCCUCAAGGCCCUUUGCUUAGACAUGUCACCGAGUCUCAGUUUCCCCAUGAAGCUGAAGAUGAAGAAUCUGAGAGAGAUGUGGAGAAUGAUUCCCAAAACAGCGGAGAUAAAUCCUGGAACGACAGUGAAAGAGAAGAGCAAACUAAGCCAGAAGGAUUGAUGAGCAGUUUGAUUGAUUUUCAAAGAAACCUGUUGGAGAAAAUUGAUAAAGAAAUUACAAGGAAUCCAUCAGAUGAAGAAGAUGUUCAAUCAGAUCAGGUACGGGAGGAGAAACAAAAGUCGUCAUGGGGCUCAUCAUCGGAGGGCAGCGACGCCGACCUGCCCGAUGAGAGUGAAGGAAAGGCGGAGCUAAAGACUGAAGCAGCAGAGGUCCAGCUACAGAUACUGUCACUGCUUUCUACUUCCCCAGUGGAUCCAACUAAAGACCAGCUGAGCCAUUCUUCUCCUCACUCUACAAACAGACCCGGUGUAGACGGUCCAGAUGAUUCAGAGUGGGAUUCUUCCAAAAAUAAUGUCGGUUCUGUUGUAAAAGCUCAAGCAGCGUCACAGGAUUCAAAUGUUGUGACGUCCAAACAAACCGAAGAACGCUCUUCAGCAGAUGAUGAAAGCCUUGAGAAAGAGCCAGAUGACCCCUCUCCUGUGGUGUCAGAGGCACCUGAGGAUGAUGAGACCACCAGAAACCAAGUCUUAGAUGAGGACGAUGCAGAAAUGGAAGAAAAAUCCCACUCUGGGGGUGAAAAAGAAGACAGCUGGAAUGAUGAAGAAGAGGAAUCCCUGUCCAACUUGAACAAAUUACCUUCAGGACAGGUUGAGCCCACAGUGGAAACAGAGGGAUAUGGGGCUGAAGGCUGUGAAGGGAACCAAGCGUUGGCCCCCUCAGUCUGUGUCAGAAAGGACGGCUCUGCGGCGGGUGUAAAGUCUCAGGAGUGGAGGGAGGACUCGGACAGCAAGCAUCACAUACUGCAGAACGACUUUGGCGGGGCCUCGAUCGAAAUGCUCUGUGACAGAGAAGAUCCUCCUCCUUCAACCGAUGGAUGCACAGACCUCCCCGCCAAGCUGACAGCUUUUAUCCCACUCAAAUUUAAAGGAGCCGAGCCGUCAGCGGAUGAAAGGGAGACAGGAAGACACUGGUUUUCAAGUCCUCCCUCAAAUGAUGUCGACACCAACGGUUCAGAGAACGAUGAGGCGUUACCUCAAACUGACAUCGAUGACGUUGAUUUGGACUCACCUGGUGAGGCUGAUAUUUCAGAAGCCCACCAAGUCAGAAAUAUUAACGAAACUGGCAUUCAGAGAGACAAUUCUAGUGAAGAUGAGGAUGAUACUGACAAGGCCAAGGGAGGAGACGAGGAGGAAGAUGUUGAAGACAUGUCAGAAGAGGAGCCCGGAGGUGAUGGGGGGGGCCCUGAAGCCACUGCAGCCCCUCCUGAAGAAGAAGAGUUCAAAGAGAAGAAAAGAGAUUUUCUGUCAGAGCUGGGUCUGGAGAAGGAUGAGGAAGAGGAGGAUUCCUGGGACUCUGAGUCUCACUCUGAAAACUCUAACACCCCACACAAAGAGGAGCAGCGUUUACAAGCUCUCGAUCAGGAGACGUCCUCCACGGGAGCUCAAGAACACUUGUUUUACAUUCCUUCUUUUUUAAGAGGGAAGGAGGGAUGUAGGAGUGUAGGCAGGACCAAAGGCAGCAAGGAAGAGGCUGGAAAAAGCAGACAUGAGAAAAAUGUGGAGGAAACUUUUGAUGAAGAUGUUCCCAAACAGAAAGGGAAUGGGAAGGCAAACUGGCAACCGCUGAAUGUGCUACGGAAACUUGAGAUCGAUCAGAAGAAAGACCUGAUGGAAGAGCUUGGCUUGGGUGAAUUCGAUGAUUUUGAAGCACAAAAACGAGAUUCCUCCGACUGGGACUCUACCAGUACAGCCAGUAAAACGGCCCUAUCCGCCCAAGGAAUGGCUUCCGCCGGGCCUAGAGACCCCGGAGCUUCCAGUCCAGCUCCUGAUGACUCCCUUCCUGCCGCAGAAAUGACACCUCAGAGGAGCUCUGAGAAGAGACGGCCCAACACGCCAUCCAAGUCCGGCCCCCAGCCGCAACCUCGUGCCAGAAAGAGGCUUCUUCUGAAACCAGACAGUGAACAAGAAUCAGAUUGGGAAUCAGACAAAGGGACCUCCUCCUCCCAAGCUUCAUCACCUGACAGGAACAAGGAUCAGCCUGUCACAGCUGUGAAACACAGUUCCUCUGGAGAUGAAGAGAAGACAACUGACACAAAAGCCACCAGAGAAUUUAGAGAAAAUCUGCAAAAGGCUGACACAGAUACAGUUCUGGCCAAAGCGAAGCUUCAAGAAUCAAACGCUUCCUGUGAGGCUGAUGGAAAACCAUCAGAGGAGAAACCUGAGUCACCUGACCUAUCCGGUGAGGCGGAAGAAGCUGAUGAGGAACAGCAUCCUGUUGCUCCCAGCAGCACCAGCCUGGCUCCUCUGCAAAUGCACAUCCCGGUCCAGCAGGCUGUAGACGCAGCGUUACGUCAGGAGCUGGUCGGGGGGGCCCGGCACAGCAGAGCCCCUCAGACCAGCGUGGGCGUUAACGGGAACCCGCUGUCUGUGUUUGACGAUAGCUCUCUAAGUGAAGAGUCGGACGAGGAAAGAAGGCUGCAAAGUGCCGAACAACAGAAAAGCAAGAACCCUGAAGAAAUGGAGAUGGCGGAAGAUUUCGAUGAGCUCACUCAGUCGUCAGACACGGCCACAGACGACAUCGACUCCUCGGGCUACCAUCAUGCAUCACUUCUCGUUCAGAAGCUCGACUCAGCCACUUUGGACCCGACCAGCAUUGCAAAGCUGCAGAAUAUUUUCCAUGAAUACGAGCGCUCCAUCCAAAAGGUGAGGAGUCGUCAUGGUUACCUGUCAGACAAGGUGAACCAGCUAGAUGCGGAGAGGGCGGAGCUAAAGAACUCUCUGGAAGAAGUCAAAGAUGCAAAGUCUGCUCUGGAACGAAACCAGCUGGAGCUGCAGACUGAAGUUACAAACCUCAAAUUCCAGCUGAAACAAGAGCAGGAGAACCGGCGCAAUUCCGAAAUCAUGUACAACACCACCAGAGAUAAGCUGAGGAGAACGGAGGAGCAGCAUCAGCUGGAUCUUCAGGACAAGCAGCAGGUGGAGCUGACGCUAAGAAACCUGGAGCUGGAGAUGAGAACGCUCAUAAGUGACAUGAAGCGGCUGGAGGAGGAACACAGCGAGACUCAAAGGUUGCUGACUCAGGAGCGCAGCGCACGGACACUGCAGGAAAACCUGCUGAACGGCCAUCUGAGAAGACAGCAAGAGAUGGAGGAGGAGAACAAGAGGAGCAUGAGCAGAAGCAACGAGGCUUUGUCUCAACUCACUGAGGCCAGUGACCGGGAGAGGGAGCUCCUGCAGCAGAUCUCUGCCUUACAGGCACAGCUGACCGUCCUGAGGACCGACCUGGACAGGUCCCAGUCCAACGGGAACCUCAGGGAAAACCAGCUGCAGGAGGAGAACGAGGCCCUCAAGGAAAAGCUGGAAGAUGUCCAACGGGAUCUCAAACUUAGCAAUGAAGCCGUGACCCAAACGAUUUACAGCUGCAAUAACCAGCUGACUGUGCUCAAGUCUGAGCUGACCAAGACUGCAAACCGUCUGGAAAGUGAGCGUCAGGUCCGCGAGUCUCUGGAGGCGGAGGUGGAGUCGACCCGGAGCCGCCUGACUGGAGCGUUGAAGGAGGUUGAUCUUCGGCUGGCAGCUCAUUCUGAGGCGGAAAAGGCUUUGCUCCGGGAGAAGGAGGAGCACCAACGUCUCAAAGACAAGCUCAAGGGUGAAGCAGCGAGUCAGCGCGAUGCCGUCGGCAGCCUGUCCCAGAAGCUGGCCAAAGCAGAAGCUCACGAGAACAGCCUGGAGAACGAGCUUCACCGGGUCACGCUGCAGCUCACAGAGAAGAGCCUGCUUCUGGAUGUCCUUCAGCGGGAGAAGGAGCAGGCGGCCGCACGUGUGAAGGAGCUGGAAGCGGCGCUGCAGGCGGAGAGAGAGUCGGGCAGCCGAGCCGCGGCACGCCAGGAAGCGGCACAGGAGCGACUGGCCCAGGCUCAGAGCGACGCCAUGCUGCUGAGGCAACAGCUGGAGGAAGCCCAAAACAAAGGCUCUGCCAAGGAGCGAGCUGUGACCGAUGCUCAAGAGCGCUUCAGCGACAUCCUAUCCAAGCUGCGCUCCGACUGUGAGGAGAGGGUUCAGCUGGUGGAGGACAGGAAUAAGGAGCUCGCCAGCAAAGCUGCUGACCUCUGUGACAAGAUUUACAAGCUGGAGGAAGAGAAGAGUGACAGAGAGACAAACCUGCGGCAGCUGCAGCAAGAGUUAGCCGACUCUCUGAAGAAGCUGUCGAUGAGCGAAGCCUCUCUGGAGGUCAAUACUCGCUAUCGCAGCGACCUGGAGGAGGAGAAGACUCGGCUUCUCAGAGACCUGGACAGGCUCAAAGCAAAGCUGGAGGAAAGUGAAGACCAGUUUGUGCAGGCGGAGAGACGAGUCCACAACCUGAAGAGCAGCUUGAAUGAGAAGGAGCAGGAGCUCGGCACUACCGCUCAGAAACUGCAGGAGGCGCUGUCUUCCUCUGCGGCAACAGCUCUCACCAUCAAACAGCUGGAGGAGGCACUGCAAAAACUGGAGAUAGAAAAUGCCAAGCUAGAAGCAGCUGCUAAGCAACAGACGAGUAAAAUCGAGGCUCUGCAGAAAGAAGCUGAGGAAGCUGUGAAGCUAACUGACUGCUCACCUGGAGGAGGGGUCCGUGGUCAUCUGGAGGGCUUGGUAACAAACCUGCAGACCAGUAAGAUGACUUUAGAGGAACAGCUCAGCAAGGAGGUCCAGAAGCAAAGCUUGAUGUCUCACACAGCCCAGGACUCUCAGGCGCUGUGGGAGGAGGAGCUAAAGAGCCGCUCCAAGUUAGGAUUGCGUCUGGCAGAGCUUGAAAAGGAAAAAGGGGAACUGAGCGCCCAGAUGGAGGUGGAAAAGAAGAAGGUGAAAAAGGUCUCUGAGCAGAAAAAGGCUGUGGACACCCGCCUUGAUCAGGAGAUGAAGAGAAACGCAGAGCUUCAGAAAGAAAUGUACAGGCUGAGGACUCUGCUGAAGACAGCGAAGAAGAAGCUGCGGGAUCAGGACAUGGGCGCUGCAGAGUUCCUCUCUCCGUCCAGCAGUCUUCGGAUGGAGCACGGCAGACACAGCCAGGCUGACGGACGAGUGCAGGACAGGGUGGAGGAUUUGCAGGUGCAGCUGCAGAGGGAAGCAUCUCGAUGUAACCAGCUGGAGCGAAUGAACGGAGAGCUCAAGAACCAGGUGGAGUCCCUGAGAAGCACGAGCCAUCACAGCGAGCAGCUGGAGAGGAGCAAGCAUCAGCUGGAGGAGGAGGUUCUGAAUCUGAGGCGCCGCAUGGAGGCCACCCAGGCUGAGCACAGCCAGGUGGAGCAGCUCCGCCGCGACGCGGAGGAGCGGAUCCGGCAGGAGGUGCAGCACAAGCUGGAGCAGGUCAACCUCUUCCUGCAGACCCACGCCGCUUCUCAGGAGGCGCUGGAUCAGAUCAGAGCGGCCAACGAGGCCAGCCUGCGCUCUCAGCUCGAGCAGAAGAUCCGGGAGCUGGAGGCGGAACUGGGGCGGGCCCGUAACUCCCAACAGGACAGCCUGACGCAAAGAGACUCCACCCGCUCCGAGCUGGAGCGCUUCAAGCAGCUGCACUCGGAGGAGCUGCGCCUCCGCAAGUCCCUGUCUGCCAAACUGGAGAGGGCCAACAGCCGGCUGGCAGAAGCCAACUCCAAGCUGCUGAACGAGCGCAGUAGGUCUCUCAUCAGCAGCAACAUGGCAAACGGGAGCCUGCUCGGACCGCCGCUGGACCUCAGCUCUUUGGCUUCACCAGCAAACUACGGGCAGCUGAACAGGAACGCCAGCCUGGGGCUUUCCCUCCUCAACCCUGCGCCUGAUGGCCAGCGCAGCGGCGUGGACGACUAUCUGGCGAAGAUGCUGGGGGAGUUGGACCGCAGCAUCUCCAAAGAAUUAGGCAAAGCCAACACGGAACUAGACGCCGCCUGUACGCGCAUGUCAUCUGUAGGCUCCGCCUCCAGAGGGGAGCUGGACCCCCUGAGCCGAGCGACGCAAGAAUACCUGGAGGUCCUGAAGAAGAACCGAAGCCUCUGAGUCCACGGCUCAGCUGCUCACACGCAUUCCUCUGGAAACAAACAAAAGCCAACACUAAUGUGUUUUGACUGAAACUCCCUUUGUGGUUUAUUUGGUUUGUCCUGAACUGAACCAGAUGACAGCUCUCUGCAUCGGAGAGCAGAAGUCUGGGAUGUCCGUGAUGACCAUGAAUGCAUCAUAGCAUUUCGUGCAUCCCUGACGCUAACGCACACCACACUUAUGCACUCAGGAGGGAACGGCACAAGGAUUGUCGAUUUCAGCUGCAUGUUUGUAAGUAUUUCUCAUUGUUUCGCCAACAUAUGGAUGUCGGUACGUGCCAUCAGAUGGUGCAAUAUCCUCUCCCCUCCAACCUGUAGUGUUUUCUUAUUUUUGUUAUUUUAUUUAUGAAUUAAUCCCAUUGAUAUACUUGAAUUUGACGACUGGAAUCUUCUCCAGAUGAAGAAACGGUUUGUUUAAAAUACUGUAAGAACAGCAGCUUUUACAUGUCAUGUCAGGUUGGUGCCACUAGGUGGCAGUCUCAGAGAUUUGUGGACUAUAUUUUGGGGGCCAGUUAUUGGUUUGUUUUUCCGAGUUGAGGUGUGAUUCUUAUUUGUGAUGCCCCAGUCAUAGGAAGUGAUAUUUAUGCCACCACAUUGUAAACAGAACGUUUUAAGUAGCAAAUGAAAAUAUUAAAUAUUUGUUUUCAAAAACUGUU
Oryzias latipes (Japanese medaka) is the source of this 8698-nucleotide messenger RNA. RefSeq names its product ankyrin repeat domain 26 (gene aard). Gene Ontology annotation, molecular function: protein binding. The record is from RefSeq and is a predicted model, not a curated record. Lineage: Eukaryota; Metazoa; Chordata; Actinopteri; Beloniformes; Adrianichthyidae.